This is a messenger RNA of Parnassius apollo (apollo), 603 nucleotides long. The record is from the annotation of a GenBank genome assembly. Lineage: Eukaryota; Metazoa; Arthropoda; Insecta; Lepidoptera; Papilionidae.
AUGGAACACAGAAGAUUGCGCAAAGGGCCGCUGCCUGGAGGUCGUCAGGGUGCGUCUGGAGCUGGCGCUGGACGCGACAGCAUGCGAACCGCCAGCCGAGCGCGAGGUGCUGCACCACAACCCAGCAGCCCCUCGCAUCCAUCAUACCCACCAGCUUGCUUGGUGUCAGCAGGGUCUUCGCAGACCCAGCAAUCGGCACCCGCCACUGGUGGAGUACGCCGCAUGCGAUGGACCAUCAAUAUGAAUACAAACGCAUUGCGGGCGUAUUUUAGGGCGAAAGGGGGAGAAAUUGGAGGUUUCGCGUAUCGGGCUAGGAUGCAUCGUCUUUUUACUGAGCUGGAGCCAUCUAUUACUGUCACCGAGCAAAACCUGGCAGACCGAGUUCGGUAUAUCUUACGCUCAAAUAUAUUUGAUGGCGCCGAAUUCGAACGGCUACGACGUGAGGCUGUUCCCUCAUCAAAUGAAAACGCUAAGACUGGGGGUGCGGUGCCACAAGUUGCAGAACAACCCGCACACGUGGAUGCCGCCGAGAAUACCCCAGUGGUUGCUGAUUCAAAUGAUGAUGGAACAUUCACCCAGGAACUAGAAAUAGAGCAAAAAUGA